Messenger RNA from Ceratitis capitata (Mediterranean fruit fly), 819 nucleotides. RefSeq names its product RNA polymerase II elongation factor ELL2-like. NCBI's taxonomy places the organism in Eukaryota, Metazoa, Arthropoda, Insecta, Diptera, Tephritidae. The record is from RefSeq and is a predicted model, not a curated record. Gene Ontology annotation, biological process: positive regulation of transcription elongation by RNA polymerase II; snRNA transcription by RNA polymerase II; transcription elongation by RNA polymerase II. Gene Ontology annotation, molecular function: cis-regulatory region sequence-specific DNA binding. The coding region runs from base 1 to 819 and encodes 272 amino acids. The transcript has a single exon. Gene Ontology annotation, cellular component: transcription elongation factor complex.
AUGAGAUCAUCUAAAUUGCAUCGCACACAUCAGACGAAGAGUAUGCAACCCCCAUCGUUAGACCGGCGUAAUCUAGCAACGUCCACUGUACGACACACCAGAGCGAAUCGAGGUAUGGUUAAAACCAGUAAUACUGCAUUGCGACCAGUUAUAGUGGAGAAGUUAUCUGAAGAAGCACGAUCUGAAAUUCGUGAAAAGCUUAUCCAUUUACUCGCAACAAAACCUUUCGGGCUGGCUGAGCUCUUUGCGCGCCUUAAAACUGACGGCUUACCAUAUUCCGCAAGGGAUUUAAUACCUAAUUUUCUUAUGGCCACUGCCGUACUCCAAGGCAACGUGUACAACUUACGGCGGAAUGUGUGGUAUGACGUGAAAGAUGACUGGCCACAUUAUACUGAGUCGGAGAGAGAACAUAUGAAGCGACGCAAACAACAGAUUUUGAAUCCAACUCAAAUCAGCAAAGAAAACGCAAUAUCCACUGACCAGACUCGUGCUCCAUUAACAAGCUCCAUCAAAUUGAGUACAAGUCAGUGCCUGCCUGUGAAGCGAAAAUCGGAAUUUGAAAAGACACACUAUGAACCAGUGCCAAAAAAGCGGAGUACUCAUAUCUCGAUUCAAUGCUCAAGAAAAUAUCCCGUUAGACCGAAACUAACUACAACUUCAGCUUCCUCGGGUGCUGGAGUACUACCAGACUUAAUCAACAAUGAGGAUUACUACCAUCCUUCAGCUUUCUCGGGUGCUGCAGGACUACCCGAAUUAAACGAAAAUGAGAAUUACUAUGAUCCAAAAAAGCCAAAGCAACGGAUUUCUCAUAUAAAGUAA